AAAAGCAGUCGUUUCGGUCGGCCCCGUGAGUUCCGCGGCGUUCGACGUCGAGGCAACACGUCUUGCCGGUGCACUCUUGAUUUUACAGUUGGACCUGGAACGUGCCAGAGCCAGAGGGACAAUUGGUGCAAUCAUCUCGUUGAGCGUAAACAAACGGGUUUACGAUGGGGCUACAGUUGCGGACAGCUCUAGGGUGGCUGUGUUUGAUGGUGGUUGCGCACGCGCUGGCCUUGCCCACGCCCGACACCAUGGUGGUCGCCAGAUCUGAUGAUGAUCAUACUGAGCCGACGUCAUCAGUGAGCGACGUGAUGACGGAGGGGCCGUCGCCCGCUGUAAAGCUGACGGAGAUGACCGUGACGUCGAACAUAGCGCUGCGGUACGCGCACACUGCCGUAGUCACGCAUGUACGGAACCCCGCCAAGAAGGCGCAGGAAGCCACCUUCAGGGUGCUGCUGCCAGAGACCGCUUUCAUCAGUGGCUUCAUUAUGACUCUAAAUGGGAAAUCAUACAAGGCGUACGUGAAAGAGAAAGAAGAAGCGAAGCAGAUUUACGACCAAGCUGUGUCUCAGGGCGUCGGGGCGGCGCACAUCACGACGAAGGCCCGCGACUCCAACCAUUUCACAGUAUCAGUGAACGUGGAGCCCAAUACAGCCGCGAUCUUCAACCUGACAUACGAGGAGUUGUUGGUCCGUCGCAACGGCGUCUACAACCACGCCAUUAACCUCCACCCCGGGGACUUAGUGCCCAAUCUCACUGUGACGGUGAACAUUCAUGAGACGGAAAAGAUAACUGUAUUGAGGGUGCCUGAAAUCAGGACUGGUAAUGAAGUCGAUGCGACUCCGGAGGACCCGCAGAACUCCCUGGCGGUGAUAGAGCGCGGACACGACGACCGCGUGGCGAGCGUGACGUUCAAACCUGACCUGGAGGAGCAGCGGCGGCUCAUCGCGCUCUACAUGGACAAGACCAAAGAGUCUCGCAGUAGCGGCAGGACCUACCACUUUUACUCCGUCCCCGAAGAGAAGGCACCCGAGAGCGACGGCACGCUGGGCCAGUUCGUGGUGCAAUACGACGUGGACAGGCCCAAAAAUGGAGAGGUUUUGGUUAAUGAUGGCUACUUCGUUCACUUCUUCGCUCCGUCCGAAUUGCCGCCAUUGAACAAGCACGUGGUAUUCGUUCUGGACACGUCAGGCUCCAUGAUGGAUCGCAAGAUCGUUCAGCUGCGGGAAGCCAUGCAGACCAUCCUCAGCGAUCUCAACCCGGGAGACUACUUCAGCAUCGUAGAGUUUGCCUCCUCUGUUAUUGUACACGAACUGAAAGAAGCCGACCUGGAGCCCAAGCAGCCGAGCUACAACUACGGGUUCGACUGGGAAGCUAAGGCCGCGCCGAAGCUGGUGCCGCCAGCGCCCGCCACGCCUGAAAACAUCGCCCGCGCUAAGGUCAUCAUCAGCAGACUCGACGCUGCUGGAGGCACCAACAUCGGCGAUGCUUUGGAUGCAGCAGUUCUGAUCAUCAAGAAAGGCAUCUACACUGAAACAGAAGUCAAUGGCACCACUCAAGCCACGCCCCUCGCCUUACACAUCGCGGCUGAUGAGAAACCUGAGCAACCUACCACACAUGCACAAGAUACCGAAGUCGAUGAACAAGCCACCCGACUGGAGCCCAUAAUAAUCUUCCUGACGGACGGCGACCCCACCGUGGGUCAGACCGACCCCACCAAGAUCAUCAACCACCUCACUGAGAAGAACUUCGGCAAGAACAAGGCGACGAUAUUCUCUCUCGCUUUUGGCGAGGACGCGGACCGCAAGUUCCUACGCAAAAUAUCAUUGCGCAACGACGGCUUCAUGCGGCACAUCUACGAGGCGUCGGACGCCGCGCUGCAGCUCAGGGACUUCUACAGGCAGGUCUCCUCGCCGCUGCUGGCCGACGUGCGCUUCACGUACCCGCCCGACCAGGUGCAAGCGGAUUCGCUGACCAAGCACAAUUUCCGUACGUUCUACUCCGGAUCGGAGACGGUGGUGGCGGGGAGGGUGCGGGAGGGGGUGACGUCACUGACCCCGCGUCUCGAGGGCUACCAGGCUGCGGACGAUGCCGGCAAGAACAAGAGGAAACGCUACGAAGUGGUAUCAAAGAGCCUAGUGGAGCAGAAGAGGCAGACGUACUACCCGCUGGAGCGGCUGUGGGCCGCGCUGUCGGUGCGCCAGCUGCUGGACCGCGCGGACGCCGCGCUGCCCGCGGACAAGGACAUGUCGCCGGAAAAGAAGGCGCUGGCUAUAUCUCUCAAGUACGAGCUGGUAACGCCGCUGACGUCGCUGGUCGUGGUCAAACCGAACGCAACCAACGCUGUCAACGCAGAGUCCGUGGAUAAAGAUAAUAACACGCCAUAUGCACUACCGGGUGCCGCCAGCGUUCCUCUAUCGGCGCACUACUCUAGCGCCAUACUGGGCCUCCCCGGCGCGCAGGCCGCGCCCUAUCCAGUGUUCGAAGAUUCGGCUUUGCCUGAAGCAAUUCAAUCAGAAGAUUAUUUCGAUGGUGAUUUCAGUAGUGGGCAAAACACAGGAUACUUUUUGCGGCAACAACAAAAUUCAUUUAUUCAAGGUGGCCCUUACCGCUACGCCGCCGCCGUGCCCGCCAGAUUGAGUUCCCACGCCGUCGCUAAUUCAUACAGUAUAGGUGGAGCAGGAGCAGUAGCAUCAGGAGGUUUCGUCACGCCACAAUUUAUCCCCCCCACAGGACAUUUCACUACGCCGCUAUAUUUCUCGUCGGCGUUCCCGCCGUCAACGAGUGUCCCCGGAGCGCCAUCGCCGCUGGCGCCGUUCAACAUGCAGGGAUACCUGUGGGCUGAGCCGAUAUUCUCUGCUGCGGACAAGGCCCUAGUGUUCGAACACAACAACAAGACAGAGAAGCUUGUACUUAGUGAAAAUGGAACGGAACCCAUGGACAAGGACUUCGAUGCCGCUUGCCCGACCGCAGUGAGCGGCACCUCCGGGCUGUGCGUGUACGUGACGCGCUGCGGCGCCGCCCGCACCAUCUCCCUCGACGUCUACAAGACCUCCUUCUGCGCAGUCGAUGGCUCGUAUGCCGGUGUAUGCUGUCCACAAUUUUUCGUGACCAACGCUCGCGUGAAGGGUUCUAGUAAUAUCGUGAGUACCAGUACCGAGGCGAGCCAAGGCGACAAGUCAAGUGUCAAGGCGUAAUGUGAAGUUAGAGCCGAACUAUCCAUUCUGACUCAUAUAAUCUGUUCUGUGAAUAUUUUUUUUACUUGAAGGAAAAUGUUGUUUCUAUGUUUAUGAAGAGUUUUGAAGUGACAACGGUGUAUUAUUAAGCAAUGGUUUUAUAUCUGUAGAUUAAAAUAUCAAUACAUUCAGACAAGAAAUAAUGGUGCAGUCUAGCUGCACUCAUCUCAAAUGCAUUCCGCAAAUUCUUACAUUUGCGUGUCAACGAACGAAUCGUUACAUCACGAUUUCGAUGUUUUUACAAUUAUUCUAGAAUUUGUAUGGAUUCUAGCAACGAUAGGAUUAAAUAUCUGCGUUUUUUACAUGCCUACUACGAAAUGUCAGAUGUGAGGUGUUGAUAUGUGAUAAACUGAAGAAUUGAUACGAACAAUUGAUAUAUUAGUGACUUAUUUUUAUAAUACCUAGUACGUAAAUAAAAUGUGAGAGUGAAUGUACUCUGUGAAAAGGUGCUAUUGAGUCGAGAAGUGCCAUGUUUGUAAGUAUGGUAUAUAUUUUUAUAUAAAAAUAAAGCAAUUCGUAUAAUU
Molecule: messenger RNA, 3757 nt
Organism: Plodia interpunctella (Indianmeal moth)
Lineage: Eukaryota; Metazoa; Arthropoda; Insecta; Lepidoptera; Pyralidae
Product: inter-alpha-trypsin inhibitor heavy chain H4-like
Exons: 23
Coding region: 165-3194 (1009 amino acids)
Source: RefSeq, a predicted model, not a curated record